AUGGAGUAAUCUCAGAUACAAACUGAAAUUGAGACACUUAUCAUUUGGCUGAACUCUUUCCCUCAUUUGACUAAAAAGUGCUAGUUUAUGAAUACUAAUGAAUUAGUGGAUGGGAUCAUCAUACUUGAAGUGCUAAGUUAAAUGUAAAUUUUCAGAUUAAAAAAAGUCUACAGGGAUGGAUCAAUUUGGCCCAGAGAAUUAAUUUCAUAUGAUGAGUGCAGCUUUUCAAAGGCUAACUUCAUUCUAAUUAAUUAGGGACUUACCAAAUUCUACAAAAAAUACGGAUGCCCAGCUCUAGAAAACAUUUAACGAAAGGACAUGAUAAAUCCUGAUCCAAAUAAAUUCAGUUAGGUUCAUGAGAUUCUCAAGAUUCUUCAGCUAGUCCUUGGCGUAGCAGUGCAGUGUGAAAACAAGGAGUCACUCAUAAACGAUAUCCUUCAAAAUUUAGAUGAGGACACCUAAUCUGAGUUGAUGAAGUAGGUAUAAUAUGUGCUUCAGAAAUACGCCCCGUAGUCUUCUUAGGAAUUGAGUUCGAUCUCAAAUAUUCAAGAAGUAUCACAUAAUUUCUCUGAUAACUCAAACAUCUCAAUGAAUGAACUUCAACACACAGUGGAGAGAUUAGAACUCUAGAAUAAAAAUUGCCUUAAAACUCUCCAUGAUUUCGAGCAGGAAAAUGCCAGUCUUAAGAUCCAAUAUGAAGAAGCUCUAAAAGAAAUUGAUUCCUUAAAGUCUUAGAUAGUUAAGUAAACUAUCACCAAAAAGACACUGAACCUCCAAAAGACUCUCGAGGAUUUGCAACUUGAGCAUGGAGACUUGGAGCAUAAACUGGACAAGAUCAGAGAGUUUGAGACUUAAAUAGAGAUGAAAAAUCAAAAGAUAUUUGAGCAUCAAAAAAACUACGAUCGCUUAAAGAAGGAGUUUGAAAUGGAAAAAACACAGAUGCUUGAGGAGUUAGAUAUUGAAAAGGAAAAAGGUCUGUAAAUGCAAAAGAUGGAGAUGCAGUUGCAGAUUUAUAGGAAGAAAGCAGAGGAUUAUAAUCAACUACUGCAGCUAUGUGAGCAAAAGGAUCAGAAAGUUAGAGAACUGGAGUUGACAAUUAGUUAGCAGGAGUAGGAAUUGAAUAAUAAAAAGCAACUAGAAGACUAGCUUAAGUUUGUUAGAGAAGAACUAAGCAAAGAAAAAUCUAGAAUCUCACAAUUUGAAAUUAAUGUUCAGAGUAGGGAGGACUAAAUAAGUGAUCUCUAGAAAGAGAUUAAACUCAUGAAGAAGAAGGAAGAGAUUAACUUGGAUAAGAUUAGAUAGCUUUAAGAUGAGAUAGAAGAUCAGAAGAUUAGAGAUAACUCUUCUAGUUUAAAUGAUACCUCAGACAAUCUAUAAUAGUCUAUGAUUUCAGAUCUGGAGCUGAGACUCAAAAGUUUAGAAUAAGAGAAUGAAAUGCUUCGACUCAACAAUGGUGCCUAGAUCAAUCAGAAACUAUUUGAAAUUGAUCAAUAACUCUAAGAAGAGUUGAGAGUCAAGAAUAUGCUGCAAUAGUAGUUGGAACAGCAGCAAAGACGUUACAAGAAACUUGAGGACGAAAAUGAGAAUUUGCGUUUGGAUUUUGAGACUUAGAGAAUGAACUCAAAUCAGGCAUCCUCCAAAUAAAGUGAAUUCGCUUUGCUUAAAGAUGAAAAGAUCAAAAUAUCUCAGAGUCUGCAGCAAGCUCUAUAAAAGGUGAAAGAACUUGAGACUAAUUCAAGCUAGAUUCAAGUGCUAUAUCAAUAAAGAGACUAAACUCUUCAGGAAAUGAAAACCCUCUAUCAAGAGAAAAACUAGCUAAUAGAUGAAAUGUUAAAACUAAAGGACGAACUUAAUAAUACGAAGUCUGAAUUAGCAGAAUAAAAGAUGAAGGAAAAGUAUUUUGAAAAAGAAAAGCAACUACUCGAAUAACAGUUGAAGAAUGCACCUUAGGCUGAUAAAGCAAAUCAAGAGGUACAGCUGCUCAAGCAAAAGAUGAAACAAUUGGAGUAAUAGAAUAAAGAAAAGGAGUAGGUACUAAUAAAGUAACUUUCAAAUAUCAAACAUGAUCGCGAAAGAGAUCUUAGUGAAAUGAAGGGACAAUAUGAAAAGGAAAUAAGAUAACUAAAUAAUACCAUUGAAGCCCUGAAUAAUGAGGUGAGCAAUGAAAGUAGACUUAGAUUUGAAGUUGAGAACGGUUAUGACCGGUUCUAUGAAUUAAUGGCCUCACUCUUGAAUAACUUAGGUGAGAGACUGAUUAUGAUGCAAAAAGAUAUGCUUAGUUAAGGAAAAUGGAAUAAUCAGACAGAGUUGUCCCACAGAUCAAACAGUGAUAAUGAAAACAGAUACCUUAGUACUAAGAAAGCGAACACAUACAAGACGUUCCAUUGA
This is a messenger RNA of Stylonychia lemnae, 2388 nucleotides long. NCBI's taxonomy places the organism in Eukaryota, Ciliophora, Spirotrichea, Sporadotrichida, Oxytrichidae. The record is from the annotation of a GenBank genome assembly.